Molecule: messenger RNA, 549 nt
Organism: Colletotrichum spaethianum
Lineage: Eukaryota; Fungi; Ascomycota; Sordariomycetes; Glomerellales; Glomerellaceae
Exons: 2
Coding region: 1-549 (182 amino acids)
Biological process (GO): nucleoside metabolic process
Molecular function (GO): catalytic activity
Source: RefSeq, a predicted model, not a curated record
AUGACAUCCUUAAAGCGACUUCCAAGCCCUCAGUUGUACACCAUCGGGUGGAUCACCGCUCUUGACAAGGAGCUGACCGCGGCAGAGGCCGUGCUCGACGAAGAGCACCAGAAGCCGGAAAACUUCAGAAAGCACCCGAAAGACACAAACAGCUAUGUCUGGGGUCGGAUUGGGGACCACAAUGUUGUCAUCGCCUCGCUAGCCGCUGGAAAGUACGGCACUGUGUCCGCAGCGACGACAGCGUGGAGCAUGACCAGCUCUCUUCCGCAUCUUCGGUUCGGCCUCAUGGUCGGCAUUGGCGCUGGCAUCCCCAGGCUGGCUGACAACAUCGACAUCCGCCUCGGCGACGUUGUCGUUAGCCAGCCGACUGGUACCAGUCCGGGAGUCGUGCAGUACGAUCUAGGGAAGCUGGGAAACGACGGCCAGUUCACACGUGUCGGUUCUCUCGCGUCUCCGCCCGAGGUCCUUCUCAAAGGAUUGGCGGCACUGAAAGCCAAACGACGGCUCAAAGGACCUCGAACGAUAUGCUCCAGCGUCAUCCCCUACUAG